This is a messenger RNA of Leucoraja erinaceus (little skate), 1615 nucleotides long. Its product is annotated as interferon alpha-B-like. Gene Ontology annotation, cellular component: extracellular region. The record is from RefSeq and is a predicted model, not a curated record. The coding region runs from base 914 to 1381 and encodes 155 amino acids. The transcript has 4 exons. Gene Ontology annotation, biological process: defense response. NCBI's taxonomy places the organism in Eukaryota, Metazoa, Chordata, Chondrichthyes, Rajiformes, Rajidae. Gene Ontology annotation, molecular function: cytokine receptor binding.
AUUACAAACGCAACCCGCUGGAGCAACUAGGCGGAUCGGGCAAAGUCUGGAGGGGAAUGGACAGACAAACCUUUCUGCCGAGACCCUCUCUCUGCUCCAAACACUUCCUGACCCGCUCGGCUCCGCCCGUAAGUUAAUGACGAAAAUGCCAGCGUCUGCUGUCUCUUGUGCCGCAUGUUCACAAACACGCCCACUCUGGGAUGUGGUGUGACGUUUAAGCGUGUUUUUUUGGAUAGGCACAUGGAAGAGCAGGGAAUAGGGGAACAUAGAUCGCGUACAGGGAGAUGAGAUCAAUGUACCUUGGCACCAUGUUCGGCACAAACAUUGUGGGCGGCCGGUUCCUGCGCUGUAUUGUUCUAUGUUUUGUAAGCAGUAGCAGUAGUGUCAUGUGAGGCUGCUUCUGAGGAGAGUUUCAUGAUAGAUAGAAAAAGGGACAAUUUCCUCUUUUGCUCUACAUAUUGUACUCCAGCAAGGUUAGAUUUAAGUGAAUGGCGGUAAAACAAAGGUUUUCACAAUAUCUCAGUGCACGUGACAAUAAUAAUCCAAUACCGCUUUAUCCCGUUUCCCUUCAGCCUCUCAGCGAGACCCGAGCGGUUCACAAACACGCCCACUGUCGGAUGUGACGAGCCGGUCUCUUUCCCCGACUCACUUUCGCUUCGGCCGCUUUCCCUCGACAGACCGAGCCGGAGACUUCCCGCGGCGGCGAGAAGACAAGAAAGGGAUCGGGACCGACCACACUCGGCUCGAAGCCUUUUAAUUUCAAAUAAAAGCAGAAUGUCUGGUGUAAAUAACAGAGAGGCAGAAUCACUUUUUUUCUCCUCGGAGAGCAGAGUGUGGGCCCGGUGUGUCGGCGCUGAGAGAGUCGCCACCAACCAAGCGGCCGCGAGCCGUCUCUCCGCACUGUCCCCCUGAGAUGUGGCUUCACCGCAGUUGGGGUGGCCACCUACCCCGACAAUGUAGGACUGAGCGGCGGUCGCUUAAAACAAAGCCCUUGGACCUGGUGGUGAAACUUUCCAUGGGGGUUGAGGCCCAGGACAGGAUCCAGAUUGUCCAUCAAACACUGCAUCACCUCAGCAAGAUCUACAGCAUGAACCUGAGCUCAGUAACGUGGGUCCAGGCCACAGUGGAGCACUUCAGGCUUCUCCUGGAUCGGCAGCUCACGGAGCUGGAAGUCUGUGUCAGGAAACCAAGCACAGGGUCUAGGGCAAGGAAGAAUGCCACAGUUCGUAAAUACUUCAGGAAACUGAGAAGGUUUCUGAAACAGAAGGGAUUCAGUGACUGUGCCUGGGAAAUUACUCGCGCUGAGACCAGGGCGCAUUUACAACAGCUCCUUCUCAUCAUGGCAACAAUCAGCAGGGAACAGCAGGGAAGACUCAAGUGACAUGGAGACGGAGAACGAUUAUGAUAUAUUUAAGAUAACCCCUUUCUUUGUGAAUGGUGUUUUAAAAACGUUGUUAAUUUAUUGUCAUUUAUUGAAGGUUAUGCAUUUGGCAACACUUUUUACAUUGAUAUCUUUUAUUGAGGGCAAGGUUCUAACAUAAUUAUUCUCAAUGUCACUCUUUUAUUUAAGUCUGCUGAUCCUCUGACAUACAUACAUAUAUAUAUAUAUAAAUGU